GCACCUCUCUGAGCUCUGUCUAUGGCCAAGGAACGCGCGCUCCCGUCGUCCGCGCGCGCCUCCCCCUCGGUCGACACAGUCAGCGGGUGUCGGCGUGAACGUCGCUGAGCUCUGAAUGGACACUAAUAGGGAAUGUAAUAUUCUUCUGCCGCUGCCCGCUUUCUUCUGUCAUUUAAUCUUCCCAACGGAAGCCGGGUGAGUUAAAAUUCAAGACACUGUUUACUCAUUGAGGGACAGGCUGUCAUGCAGUUUGUGGAUUCGUGGAGCGAAACUGGGAAGUAGUUUGCAGACCUGCGAUUCAUGUGGUAUUUGCACACGGGCUUUAAUUGAUGUGACAUAAUUUGUGUUGUCAUGUUAAUUGUUUUGUAAAAAUGGCUCUUAUCAUCGCUGUGUGUUUAUUCCAUAACCAUUUGUGUCCACUUUGUCUUUUCACUGAACAAGUAUAUGUUCAUGAAUAUUAAGAUAAAGUCGGGGCUGGAUGUCCCUAUUGACUUCAACACGGUGCAUCGGUACAAUUAUAUAUUUCUAAAUUCCUCAUUCUUGUGUCUGUGGAGUUGGUGAGAUUGGAUCUCUGUUAAUUUUUUAAUUUUUUACAUCAGAUUUAAAUUCGUGAUAACUGAACGUAAUGAUCAAGGCCGUUUUAAUUAUGUAAGAGAAACAAACAGAAAGAGAGGGAGCGAGAGAGGGAGCGAGGGAAGAAAACAAUUUCCUUCCAGAGGUACAGAGUGAUUUCUAUUGACUGAGGACUGCCAGAAUCUUUCCCAGCUUGGUUCACCAGGACGGAGUGAUGAAGAGAGGAUUUUUUCUCCCGGUGGUUGAUCUGAAAGCAAAUGCUCCCGAGUGGAUGUGUGUGCACUUGUGAACAUGCAGUUUUUCCACAUUUAGUGUCUACCCAAAAAGUACUUAACAUCUGGUGUAGACCUCAGUAAAAGUGAGCAAAAGCACUCUGAAGACCCCUGUAAUGCACCUGGGACUGUGUACUGCAACCAGUUGGUCCGGGUCAUCUUAUGGACAGUCAAACACACAACUUUAUAAAAAGUGUGAUCAUUCAGGAGAAUGUGUGUCACAGAAGUCAUACAAGACCGAAUUUGAGUAGCCGUCACUUCUUUUCAGAGAGUGUUGGUGAGAGAGAAUGGCUGUGAGGGAAUCACCGGAGUGAGUGACUUGCAGAAUUUGCAUCAACCUUUAACAAGAUAGUAUAUGUGCAAACAUCUGACUGUGGGCAUGAGUGUGCAUAAAAUCCUUCUGCCAGAUGAAAGCAUCAAACUGGAUUAUCCUCCAUAUCCAGGAUUAAGUAAAUUUUUAUUAAUUGUAGUCAAAUAGCAACAUGUUCUUGCUUUGCAUUGUGUCUGCACAUGGCAACUGGCUGAAAAGCAUAAGCCCCUUGGUGUGACAAUUAACUGCAGUUGCAGCUACAGUUAUGCAACCAAAGCGCAUGAAGAAGGAGGUAGGAAGGUUAUGGCUACAGUGCAGAUUAAAAAAAUGUAUGGAGAAAAAAAAAUACAAACUGAGAUUUUCUGCACAAAUGACCACAACCCCAAACUCCACACAAUCAAAGAAACAGCACCUCUUGCACGGGCACUCAACCCACAUAAUGUAUGUGGACAUAACUCUCAGGAUGCCAGGCUGGUUUAUUCAAGGCCACACUACAAAUCCCCCUGCAGUUAGCAGAUGGAAUUCAGUUUAUGUACAAUCAAGGCAACAAUUUGCUUUUCAGGAGGACAAAUCAUUCAACAAUUUGAAAUAUUGGGGGGGGGGGGGGGGGUCUAUGCUGUUGGCGGGAGGACCGCAUUACCUCUGCAGUUAAUUACAGUGGGGGAGUUCUCUUGAAAGGAAGAAAUAAUGGACGCUAGAGAGGAGUGGCAGAGUCGAACCAAGGACAUGUUGUGGCCACUGAUUAUACCCACCUUUUAAUAAUAUGGGAAUGCACUAAUCACAGGAUUGUACUAAUGAUGCUGAAACUGAAACUAGGGCCGCUGACCUGUUCAGGGUCCUAAUCUGAUAAUGGUGGACUUUUUGUUCAUUGCCAGUUAAAAAGUGAAGGUACCUUUGUUAUAUAUUAUUUUACAGUAUCCACGCAUGACCUCUAAAUGGAGACAAGGGUUUGGGUGCCAACACUUAUCUGUCAUUGGUAUUCAAGCCACAUUUUGAGGCAGUGGUAGAGGACAUGCAUACCAGUAGCCGUAGAACUGUGAAACGUCAAAUGGGCCUGACUCUUCUUACACUUAUUUGUAUUUAAGUGUUUAUAUAUAUUUCUUCUCAUCUGUGCUCUUUCUACAAGCACCUUAUUUCCUGUAAGGGAUCAUUAAACCUUGAUAUCUCCUAAAAUGAUAUAUUAAAUAACAGGUAAUUGCAAGGAAACUAUUUCUGCCUACCUGGCAGAGGGGCACUUUCUAGCCUAUAUCUUAUUGUUAUGCUAUGCUUUAUCUAUCUCUAUUUACAUAUCACUGAUCAUGCAUUGCUUUGCAUGUAUUUCUAUGGUAAAAUCAAUAUAUAUUAAAGGUAUAGCAACAUGAAGCAAUGACUACAAUUAAAACUGCAGCUAGAAAAUACAGGACCUCUUAGCAUUAGUAAAAGGAAAACAUAAAAAGUAAGGUACAGCAGUAAUAAAAGCUCUCCACUCCACAUAUUGUCCCAGAGUGCUUUACAGGAGUGCAGAGCCCAUUUUGAACAUGCACUGCUGAACUUAGAUUUGGUCACAAUCUGGAAGAGCUGCUUACAACAACGAAAAAUGUCCAAAUCACUUGAUCUGGUGUUUAACAGAUGUAGGACCAGAGCAGGUACAGGACCAAAGCAUUUAUUCAAAGGGAGCAGGUGAAUGUGAUUACGUUUGGUUUGCUGUCCCCUCACACACCAUCUUCACCUCAAUACCCAGAAGAGGCUGAAUACUCCAGACUGUCACCAAGCUCUACAGCAUGUAUAUUCACUUUCAAGUAUGUGCAGGACUAGACACACACACAGGCACGACCAAACACAGCAUAACGCUAUUAUUUUACUGUUCUCAUAAUAGCUACCUUUAAAUACUGACAUGGUGCCCAAAGAUAUUAAGAGAGGCUGAAUAUCCAUUAUGCAAGAAUGGACUUAUGACCAUGUGUUUUAGAUCAUUUCAACAGUGCCCAUACACUGUAUCAAAGUGGGUAUCACCAACCAGCAAGUCACAUCUGAAUGCUGACCACUGAUUUUAGGCCUUGAGUGUGACACUAUGGCUGAUACUCAGUGUAAUGGAGCCAGAAGAGACUGUAGAGUUGGUGAGGAGAGGUUAUCAAAUACUGGGUUUUCCUAAUUAAGUAAUGCUUACAAGAAGAGCUGCAUAAUAGGAGGACAUUUGAGGAGGAAUUACACUGUUUAAUUUUGCUGUAAAAAUAUGAAGUGCAGUUAAUUAUCACAAUAGUAAAAGUGUGUAUCAGCUAUUGGUCACAGUGUCUGUGUCUUAUCUGCUGUUCUUUCCAGAAUACCUUUGUUUUUAUCAGGUGCCUUCUGAAUCUGAAAUAAAUCAUGGGGCCUUUUUUUCACAACUGUACUGGCACAAAUUAAUCUGAUAAUAUCUGAUAGUUGGCUUGUGAGAAAGCAUUGGUACUUGACAUAAAGUUUUUUUUUUUUGUAAUUUAUCACUUUUGAUUUUUUUGCAAAUAUUGGCCUCCGUAAAGGAUUAAAAUCUGACUGUACAGCUGAAUUUACAAAUCCAGGUCACUUAAAUGAACAGUAAUUUGCUAAAGUAAUGUAAAAUCGUUUACUAUGUAAUGCACAAGCAAUAAUUUCUGCCUUUGUAGCGAUGUACUGAAACAUUCUCCUCAUAAAUGUUCUCUCGUUGUAGCAGACUGUAGUUGUUUGUUAAACUAAAGAUUGGUUGUUGAGUAUAUGGAACUGACCAUUUGAUGACUCGCAUAAUGGAUGGGAUGAUGUGGACUAUCAUGCCUAAGAACAACAAAGAGCUCAGAAGCCUUAUUUGCUGAACACAUUCACUUAAUACAUGCAAACAUCUGUGCUGGAAAUCUACCUGUAGCUAUUGUCAGACUGCAGAGCCACAGAAGCGCAGGAACAAACCUCUGCUCUCAUCAUGCCUCGUUCUUUCAUUUUUAUCCUGUCGUGCUGCAAUAUUGGGUUUGAAGUGCGUUAUGUUGCUGAAGCUCAUACAUAUACAUCAUACACACAUACACACAAAGCCAGUCUGCCAGUUGACAGUGAUGUCACCAAUGAACGAUUCUUUUACAGCCAAUGGCAGCACAGCCAGAGGAUGAUUUCCAACCACUGCACCCCCCAGCAUUUCUAUUGUGUGAGAUGUUAGAGGGGUAUGAAUAGGGGUACUACAUACCACACAACUAGCCACAGUAAUCAGGAACAUUUGUGUUGAAGCUAAGGACUUCAUGUUCUUUUUAUGUAGUAGAGAGUUUUACAUUAGCUGAACAUUUGGUGUUUUGAUGUGGAGGUCUGUAGUAACUGACCAACUUUUUCAGCCAACCACAAGUGGCCAUUCAAGAGCAAAUUUACACUUCUGAGCUGACUUUGUCAGACAUGGGUUUGGGGAGUCCCUGAUGUGGCACAUGGAAAGAGGCAGAUGUGCAACCAUUUCUGUUCCGGCUGUUUAAUCCUCCAUUUCUGCACGCAAAUGCUCAAUACCAUGAAUGCACAUGUGAAGCAAGUGAAUGUUAAUACAACUGCUUUUUAUUCAGGACAACUUUUUACUGGAUGCAGAGUGACAGGGUAACAAUGACCAGACUUUUCACUCAACACUGUUAGUUAGCACAAGGUGAUCUGACAAAAGGAGUUUAAUGUUUCCUGCCACAGCGCAGCCCUGAUGUUAUGAUGUGCGUGAGUGCUUCAGUCUGUAGUCCUCAAAAGCAGUGAAGCAACUACACACCAGUAUUAAAUCCUGUAUGUAGUCAUUUUGCUGUUUUACUGGUAGUCCCGCUUGUAGAGUUUCUCUGUCUAAAACAAUACUCCAACAGAAAACAUAUGUUGUUUUGCUAUUUUUUCUCCAGUACUGGGCAUGAGUGCACAACAUUACAGGACAAAAAUGUAGGUUCAAAAUACUUCUCACUGCCCAACGUCACCUUCAGAAAAUCCACUGUGAACACUAGUAAUAAAGUCCAUGUUAAGUAACAACCAAUCCUAACUGUUUCAUUUUACUGCAUAGGUCAUAAAGAGACAUCAGUAUAAAUGUCAGAUCUGGUCUUAAUCAGUUAAACUCCUCACAGUAUCUUAGUUCAUUUGGAUUUAAUGCAUUUCCUCAGACAACACCAGUCUUUACAACAUAUUUAGUAGUAUAGAUUUUUUUAUGUCCAUCUUCAGCUCUUAGCCAGCUGUUUGUGGCAAUAUAUUCCCCACCCAUCUAAUCUCUGUCUGCGUCUACAUCUGACUCUGCCACAGCCUCAGUUAUUGGAGGGUUACUGUGAUCUGACACUUUCUCUCUUCUCCUGUUUACACCAUGCCUGAAAGAGCAACUCCUUGCAAUGACCCACACAAGACUGUGAUGAUGUAAGAAGAAUAAACCAACCCAAAUGAUUUAAUUACAAUUGGAGCCAUAUUUCACCCAAGGUGGGCCCAAGGUAGCUGGGAACAGUUAAUUUUGGACUUUAGAAGCGCUUCAGAAAAAUAGGAUAACACUCUCCUCAGAAAAACAAAGAGGUGCCUCAUUGGAAGACACAGAUUGGCUCAGACAGUUUGUUGCCAUUUUACACUGAAGGGGUUAGAAAGAAAGUGAGAAAAACUCUCCGCCUUGGCUGAAUCACCUGUUAACAAGGGGACUGUGAGAUCACAGAGUGAACCGGAGGAAUGACUUACAACCUGUGACAGCAAAGUGGUAAAUAAAAUCAUGAUGAGAGGCCCGCUUUUCGGCACUGACUUUAUUGUAUCUAAACAAUAGUUUAACCAGCUUUAGCCUCUACUUGUAAUGUGCAGGUGCAGUGUGCUCAGCUGAAUUUGUUUUCUUUAGUUUGGUGGAUCUCAGUGGGGAAGCGAGUAUUUAUUGAUCCGAGGGAACACUUUGUUCAAAUAUUAGAAAGGCUUACAAUAUGUGUCUUUUUACAGGUAACCAAUACAGCUCAAUAGAUUUAAUUAGGCCUGCUGUUUGUCUGUUUUUUUGUUUGACUCAUGCCACUGUAAGGUGUUUGAGCUGAUGAUAAUACUAAGAAAUAUCCUCAUGUCCUUUGACUGAAAGAGGGUUUGUUUGUCUGUACUUACUCUUAAAUUACAGUUUGUCCUUUCCUGUGACAGAACUGUCUGUACCAUAUAACAUAAUUUCAUUAGGCCAAAAGCACUUUGUGAGGCUUUUAUGAUCCCACCACAUAAAUUAAAUUGACAAGACAAAAACUUGUUUUUUGGAAAUCUUGGCUUCGGCAGCUUUUAAGUUCCCCCCCUAAAAUCCUGCUCCAUGGCUCUUGAUGCAUUUAUAUUUGCCUACAGCUGCUAAGACAGUCUAGACAGCUAUCUGAUGCACAUCUCUUCACUGACAUGUGACAGAAGUGAGAGCGUCAGUCAGAAUUGGUUGGCAACAUCUUACCUAUUCAUGUUAGAAUAGGCCUUUUGAGCUCUCCCGUUUCCCCAGUGUCUGCAAGCACUUCCAUUUCUGAAAAUAACUGCAGAAAUGCUUGUCAGCUACCUUAAAAGGCCCUAAGACUUCAGGAAUCAAUGUUUAAUUAAUUGUCUAAAACCCAUGACAGAUGAAAAUUCAAAUUAGAGAUUCUCAUGCCAACAUGAGCUGCCAAAAGUAUGCAAAUGUGAGGCAGCUUUCACUGUUUUUUUUUUUGUUUUCAUGGAUCUUUGAAGACAUUUGAGAGUUCUUCAAAACCAAUAUCAUUGAACAGACGUACCAAUACCACCGCAGGGAAUCUGGCUUGUCGGUGAGUCUGUGUAAUGCAAGACACACACAUGCACGCACACACACACACACACACACACACACACACACACACACACACACACACACACACACACACACACACACACACACACACACACACACAUGGUAAAGGAAUAAAAGGCAGAUGUAUGGAGUACCUAUUUGCUUGCUGUCUUUUCUGCAGAGAUUGAUUUGACUUUGUAAAGGUGAACAACCACCCAGCACAGAAUCACCUGUGGGGUCAAAGUGCUUAUGGAAGGACCAUCUGUCAGCUGGGCACAUUUAAUAGAGUAGGCCAGUGAAAUGAUCUCUCCCUGUGGUCCCUUAUUGAUUCCUGAUGGGACAACAGUAAAAACACAGGUUCCCUCUAGAGUUCCCUCUUUACCAACAAAGGCCUUGAUGGUUAAAGUUAAACAUCAAUAUACUCUGACAGCUUUGGCAGUUAUUUCCCAUCAUGCAUUGAAACAGCAUGUCUAAUUGUGUCCAGAUCAAAAGAGGAGUCUGUAUCCUUCAGAAAUCAAAGGUUUGCCUUUGCUUCCUUCCAGCUUCCAACACUGCAGAUCAGUUGUCAAGACAUUUUUGUCAUGUCUCUAUUUUAGAAGACAAAAAUGUGCAACACCUUUUUACCCAACUGUUCCAGCCUGUAGAGUUGAUUACAGUAAGAGGAAAACAAGUUACAGACUGUGCCGGAUCACAGAGCGAUGUUCUCCAAAUAAACAUUGUGAUUAAAGUUAUUUGUGUAUCAUGAUGAAUUCUGCAUCUUUUUAGCCAUAGACAUUAAAGUACCAGUGCUGCUGCAAUCUGGUUUUGUUUUUACACCCAAAUGAAGCAUAUUAAGGGCCUGAUCUACUAAAGGUUUGCAUGUAUAAAAAUGUGCAAACUUGACAGUGCAAGCAAAGCUAAUAUACUAAGCGGAUACACCAAGGAUUGUGUCUGUCAAAUGAGCAAAACAACACAUGCAAUCCAUUUAGCCUGUUUGCCGUUAUGAAUCUGCAGUAUGUAUGCAAAUUAUCAGAACGAGCAAAAUACUGAGAGGAGCAGAUGCAAAUGUAAUCAUUUAGCAUCCGCAAAGUGAUUUAUCAAACCUCCAACUUAUUGCGGUCUUUGUUUUACAUCUAGAUUUAGCACGUUUGAAAGGCACGUGCAAACUGGCACAGUGUUUCGCACAAAUGGCUGCGGUCAUUGUGGGGAGAAGGAGGCAGAGCUGCAAUGGUAGGCGACAGAGAGCCUUCUGUCUGCAUGUAAACAUGUUUGGACUGUCAGAAAUAAAUAUACUAGAGUAACAGUAAUAGUAAUGCUGUUUUUCAACUGCUGGGUGACCUAAGGGCUGAUUUGGAGCCAGUUACAAAAAUAAACUAUGCCAUAUCUCCUAAAAACUCCUUGUAACACUGCAUUUUCCUGUGUCUGGAUCACUCUAGUGCAUCAUCGCAGUUAGUGCAUCUCCCAGAGUAGCUUUCCUGGUGUGCUGUCCCUAGUGUUGAGCAAGUAUGUCCCGUUUCUACACACUAAGGACACUGUAAAUGACACAAAACACAGCUUUUGUGCAGUUGCUGGCUUCUCUAAAAACAGUAGGUGCAACUCUAUAGCUUCAAACUAAAGAUGCAAUUUAGCGCUCGUUAUUUGGGAUCUAUUAGAUCAGGCCCUAAGUGUUUUUUCUUCUUUUCAUACACACACCACCCUUUUACUAAAAUUGUGACCCUACAGAUCAUUUACUGCCGGUGAGUUAUCACCAAUCCUAAAGUUGUAUUAGAUGCUUCUCAUCAACCUGCUUUCCCGUUGGGAAACUAUCUUAAUUAGGGAACAUUAAUGGUUUCUGCACGAGUACCUUGAUGUCCUGGAUUAAUUCUUUAAUUUGGUUCAACCACCACAGUCUAAAAUGUUGUAUUUUCGGUCAGCUGUCAUUUAUUUUCACAGGUGAAAACUAAUGUAAAUCUCCUGCAUCAUACAAGUUUUGAACAAGUAUUGAGAUCAUAAUGUAUCAGCAGUAGAGAGACAUACUGUGGGACUCUAUGGUACAUGAUGUGAGACUGUAUCUGCAGACUGUCCUGCAUUGCCCACCUUUCCUCCCAUUUUAUUGUCAAGGGUUAAAAUAGUUUUUCUCACCCUUUCUUUUUUGCCCAAUUAACUUGGUUCAUGUCACCCUCAUUGAUGUCAUUAGUGCAUGGCUGGGACUUAUGAAGCAGUGUUUUGGUGAGUCAGAAUGCUAGGGAAAUCUGAUUGGUAUUGUUAUUUAUUUGUUCAUUUCUUUCAUAUUUUUCAAUUAGAAUAUAAAUAUUUAGCCUUGGCCUGCCAUCAUGCCAACUUCUCCAUGAUUGUGUCACUAAAGUCAGGGCAGUGACAUGCUGAUAAAUCAGUCUUUUGUCCCAUCCCUUCCUGUGACCAUCCACACUGUCCCCUUCUCUGCUUUGACUUAAACAACAUAACCUGCCCCCUCUGUUUUUCACUUUAAUGAAGAUGUCCUUUAUAUGGUGUUGAGUGGACAGAUGCACAAUGCAUCACAAAAAUGCAGUUCUGGAAAACAUCAGCUUUUUUUGGGUAAGAUUUAGCAUCAGUCUCUAUACAGAUAUGCAGACAGCUUAUAAGUGCAAAUGGCACCAUGGCUGUGGAUGUUUUCUCCUGGUUAGGAUUCGUUUUAAUGUUUCUCAGUUUACAGGGAGUGUGAUGUAAAACUUUGAUUAAGAGGAGGUAUGAGGGUCCCACCAAAAGGUUAUGAUGUUGUCAUCACCAGACGAUGGACCAUUGGUUUGGAAAAUGCUCACAGUCAUGAUUAUUUCCCCCCUUUAAUCACCACAGUCUUGAAUAAUCAAAAAAAAAAAACACCAAGCACCAUCGUUUUUCUGGCAGAGCAUAUCUCAGUGCUGUAGCAGUCCAUUGACGACAGGUCCAAACAUUUAUCACAGGCUAAUGGUACAGUUUAUGUGCGUCCUUCUUAUUUGCAUUCAGACGGAGCUUUCUGGUGAUACUUACUGCUAAAAUAUCCUCAGAGUCGUGCUGUUAAGUGACUUGCUGUCUAGGGUACAACAUUUGUAGCUGCCAAAUAAAGAUACAGAAGGCUGAACUUCCUUCUUCUUUCACCAUUGGUGAAGACAUUAACUGACCAGUGGACUUAAUCUUCCUGAAAACUGAACUCAAAAAGAACUAAAAGAAAGGCUGUUUGUCAUUUUAGAAUCAGCAGCAGAACAAUAUAUAAAUCUCACACUCUGCCUACGUGCAGCAUAUUUCUCUAUGUAAAAUAUCCAACUCGGUACAGUUCACACAAAGGGCUCAUCUCAGAGCGCCUUCAUUAUUAGAUGUGGAGAUCUGUGAAAGCAGAAGCCUGAAAUCCCUCUUCUUUUAUUGAAUUCUGAGAUGAAAAGUUGGAGCGUAAAGACUGCUAUUUCUUUCUUUGUUUGACUCAAUGACUUAAAUGUUUGCCUAAGAGAUGCCAGUUUUGUUUUCCCAAACAAACGCUGAACUCUUACUUUUUAGAUGUGUGCAGAAAGUCAAAGACCAAAGCUGAAACAUCGGGUUAUUGCUUUAUGGAGUUGGGAUCCAGUCAGGACUCAGGGCACAUUGCAGCAAGUCCAGUUGAUACUGCAUAUAGCCAUACACCCAAAAAAGGAGUUCAAUGCUCUUCUAUAUAAAAAGCCUACAGGUUUGAACUCAAAUCUCCUGAGCAGCCAUGUCCAAUUUGGUCUUGAAACGUUCCCCUUUGGAGCUCCAUUCAGCUCAUUUUCAGCUGGGGGACUGCCACAAGUUCUGUGCUGGUUCAUGAGCUGUUCAUCAGUUAGUGUAGGUGAAACUGUUGAAUCAAUUCUGAAUAUGUGAUGAAUAAACAGCACUUGAUCUGAUGUUGCAAAAGUGAUGCUUCAUUUUGGGUCACUGAUUGAUUCCCAAACGUUAGAGUGCGUCAAAAAACAGAUAUGAUUGCUAACGCUUGUCUGUUGCUCAUCCCAGCAUGAUUUGCAAUGACCUUAACAUUUCAUCCCUGCAACUUUUGAAGCUGUUAACUUUGUGUGUGGGGGAGGGUUAGAGAUGCAGGCCAGAUAAUGGAUGUAUGAGUCUUUGUGUAUGAGGGAAUAAUUGAAUUUUCUAAGGACUUGCUACAGCAAACAUCAGGUCCUUUGACUUCUAGGGGAUACACUGUGUAACUAGUGAACACUUGUGGUUUUGGGGCUGAACUGAUUUUUUGUUGAGGAAAUUAAUCAUUUAUAUAUUAGUCACUAAAUGAUGGUAUAAAUUGUGCCCCACUGUGAAUCUCUUAAUCCUUAAAAUCAUUUUUAGGCUCACUCAUAUGUAGCACACAAUCAGUGCAUGGGUUUGGUAGAUUUAGGAUGACUUAGCAAGAAUUAUCUGUAAACUGACUGAGUCUUUCUUAAUCAGCAUUUAAAUCUCCUCUUGGGAAACGGUUUGUCAAUGUCUGUGUGCCUUAUGGGCAAAUAUGUACACUUUUCUGAUCCCUGCCUUUCCACCCUAAGGUGAUUUGUCUGCUGUCUUUGUUAAAUGUGAAAAAGUUGUGAAUUUUUAUUGUUGACAGUGUGAGGAAAGGCUCUUUCUUCAGUAUGAGAGAGCCAGUGCCUGGUCUUGUAGCUUUUUGCAGGGAUUUCAGGAAUAAGAAGUUACAGAAGAAACAAUGUUUUCUUGAUGUUGGUGGUCUCACCUGCUUUUGUGGAUCUAGUAUUUGCUUACAAAACAGGAACAUCCGUACCCCCCAUCCAGGUCUCCAGGCCCUCCUGUCCUUUUUUUUUUAAAGAAAAAGAUGAAACCCAGCUCUUUCAGGAACACUUUGGCUCUUAAAUGAAGCUCUUCUCCUCUGUAGCUCCCACUGGCAGAAUGAGUAUAAUCCACUACACCUGAUCCACAGAGUCCCAUUCUGCAAUUGGAAAGCCUUGGAUCUGGCACUUUUGUGAAUUGCCUUGCACUUGAUAUCAAUGCUGGUGAUGAUUAUGAUGAUGUUAUAUUUAGGUUAACCAGGAAUCUGAGCAAUUAAAAUGUGUUACUGUCCCUGUAGUAAAAUUAAAAAAAAAGCUCUGCCUAGAGCACUUUAUGACAGAACCAUGCCAACCAAUUGUAAAUAAAACUGAGGGUUAUGAAAAGGCCUUAUUCCAAAUUUAAUGUGGUCUAACAACCAAUAAAAAACUCCCCUCUGGGGCUUUCACUUGUUUGUCAUUUCCACAAUCAUUUAAAAGAUACUAUGCAGUCUAUAUACCUUUUAUAAUAUGGUCAAGUUCAGUCAUGUCUUUUAAUUCUGAUAAUUCCCAAAACAAUUCAACACAUGCUCAAAUAAUAAAGGUAAAUGAAGACAGAGAUAUUAAAUAUUACACUCUUUGUUGGUAUUGUAUACUGUAUAUGCAGACUUUGAACAAUAUUGGGUGAUAAAAUUAAUUAAGAAGUGUUGCAUGCUCCAGCUGUCUUCUUGUUUUUCACAAGUCUUGAAAGCAUACAAAUGAACUAAGUGGUAGAAGAAACUUUCACAGCCAUAAGUGAGGAAUGUAAAAAAAGUUGCUUCUUGGAGUAUAUAAAAUGGGAAACACACACAGUAGAAUAAACGCAUGCUAUUUAGAAAUGUUACAGUCAUUUGCAGAUUUUUUAAAUGAAAAAGAGAAAAAAGUUGUUUUGGUGAUUCUUCAUGUAAAAUCAGCUGUAACUUGGCUAACUAAUUCACUCUCUUGCAAGGAGGAUACAUAUAAAAUAACCAGACUAUGUUUAAAAUCUAUCGCUUGACCAACAAUGACCAUCUUACUGAGCACAUUUUUGAAAACAGUUCUUACAUUUUGUUGUUUUUCAUUGCUUAAUAACCAAGGCUGUCAGAGUAAAUGUGAUAAAUAUGGUGCGACGUAAUUUCAGCAGGUAACGGCAGUGCUGUUAUUGAGUGACAAAAUUGCUGCAGGGUUGAGGCUUAAAUCUUAGGGACGUCCUUGGACUGGCAUAUUGUGAUCAGCUGUAUGCUUUACUGUUAUUACCGUACUUUUGUGCAUAAAGCAGGGCUGGGCGAUAUGGGUAAAAGUUUAUCAGGAUAUAUUUUUUUCUCAUCAGUCAAUAUUGAUACACAUCACAAUAUAAAAAUGAAAUUUAACAGUGCUUAUUGGUAACAUGUCUUUUGCAAUACAAUAAACUACUGCAUCUGUAAGGUCUUUGUGUCUCUUCGACUUUUUGUCGUGACGCGUUGCUCUAGAGAAAGCAGACUGAAUGGUCGGCUGUUUCGGCUGCACAGGCGCCAUGGGUUCCUUGCUCCGCUCAGGGUUUGUAACCUUUUGCACUGUGCAUGCUCUGCUGCAUGGCACUGCUUCAGGGGGUGAAAAAGAUUUGAGGUAUUCCCCGACUUUGCGAGAAAAUAUACUCAACAUAAUUUACAGUGCACUUUACUCUGCUUCAUGUCUGAGCUCAAAAAUCUAAAAUACCUCCACACCACCGACGUUUUUGUGCCAGUGUUGUCGACCGUGUCAUCAACUGUUGAGCCUUCAUCUGCAUUUCUGCUGGGGGUAGCACUCAUUUUCUUUUUUUCUCACUGACAGUGCUGUCGGCUUCACAUGUUAAAGUUCUAUAUUUGCGUGUAGCUGCAGCCUGCUACUAAGCAGGUGUUUACUCAUUGGUUCUAAUUAAGCACAUGAUUGGUUCAGCGCAAAGUGGACCAGAGCAACUUCCCUUUUCAUUGGCUAUUCGUAUAGUCUACCAAAACAUGGCAGAAUGCCGACUAUUGAAAAGCAUGUUGACCAUGUUUUAUAUUGAUAUUGAGGGAAAUGAAUUUUCGAUGUAUAUCGUUAUCUUUGUCGCCCAGCCCUAGCAUAAAGGACCUGCAUGAAACAAGGAUAGCAACCAAACUGGAACCCCUGAAGAGUGCAAAUGCUAUCACAGCUGAUCAUAUAAUUGAGUGCCUAAACACUGCCAUUUCAAGGUGGAUAUUUACGCCUUUAUCAUGACUUGUCAGCAAUUUAGAGCUGUCAGUGCAAAAAAAGCGCUGUGUGUUCGGGCACGUCUGAGUUUGUGUGUGUGUGUGGAGCUUCCGCUGUGUGUUAACAAGCUAUGCCUUUGUUCUUCCCUAAUUAAUCUGAAUUAUACAAUAUUCAUUGUUUCGCAGUGAGAAUUAACCCAUCAGGUGUCAUUUCAGACCGAUGAUUCAAUAGAAAAUGGUGAAAUUACUGAAUUGUUUACUUUAUGAUGCAAAACAGGAGUAAAGAAAUUAUAGUGAGAGGACCUUUUUAUGAAAACUCUCUCUAAAUCCAGUCAUUUGCAGCAAGCACUGUCAAGCUCUCUAAUAAUUGUGCAGUUUCCUCACUCAAAAAGGACUGAGUAAGCUACCUGAAAAUCAAACAGGAUUUCACCCAACGCUUCAACUCCUUUUUACGCCAACGAGCAAUAAAUCAACAAACGAAAGCUAGGCAUUGCAUAAGACAAAAGAAUAAGCAUCACUGUCAUAUUAAAGGGAUAUUCCGGCAUAAAUUUAAGUUAUGGAUCAUUUCCAUGAAGUAAAUAAUCAGAAAUUUUCUGCUGCACUCGGCGAUCAACUUGUCAAGGCCCCUCCCUACAAACAAGCGGCCGGUGGAGGAAAAUGGGUUAGUUGUGUUCAGACUGCUAAAGAAACCAGGCAAAGUUGAAAAGAUGUUUGAUGGCUAGACUAUGGCUGGGACCGUAUAUCCACUGUUGAUUAAGUUAGGUGCUGUUCUGAGCAUUAUUUGUGGCUAUAGAGUGGCUUUUUGGUUGAGGUUUGUACUUGGAUCCAUAGACCGCUGUGUAUUGCUAUCGUGCGGUCGUCGCUAAAGUUAGUAUAUCAAGACAAGCAAGCGGUCAGCAACAUUCAUCUCUCGAGGGGGUGUCUAAUUACGGUGUGUUUGACCAUGAAUUUACACGGAAAUAUCUCUUUAAGCACUUUUUUCCAAUACAACUGAGGUUAUUUGAAUUUUUAACUUUCGAACUUGCAUAUUAACAAUUUACCGUAGCCCCACAAUACAAUUGCCCCUUUUUAACCACAAGCCAUCACACUGCCUAUACAUCCCAUAAAAAGAAUCCUAAUGUGCCACACCCCUAUAAACUCAGAGUUUUAACACAUUGCUUAUGCAGGGUAGGCCUCAAAGCAAACAGCAAACAAACCAUUAAUCAAUCAAUCAAUCAACUGAUCCACGCACCACUGCGUGCCUGUGUGUGCCAAAAGUCCAUAAAAAUGAAGACUGAUGUUGUCAUGUCCAUGUAAACACAAUGUUUGCUUGGGCCCUGAGCCAGCACCGCAGCACAGACACUCCUGAAGCAAAUCAAAGUCUUUAAAGUUUAGUGCACUGACCAGCUGCCUCCUCAGACUCCUAAUAUGCCAGUCUGCCCAGUUUUUCAGCUGUUCAGACGCUGGGUCUGAAUAAUAAUGCAUUUUAUUUAUAGGCACUUUUCUUGACACUUGAGAUCACCUUACAUCAUUAAAACGAACCAAAAUUAAAUAACAAACAAUAAUACAUACAAUUUAAAAGAUUGAAAGAAUGGACAGUGGAGUUGUGGUCAGACAGAGUAAACCAGUUUAAGAUGGUGAGUUUUGAGUUUGUAUUUAAAAUGUGGGAGUGAGUCAGUAUUACAGAGGUCAGGUGGGAGAGAGCAGCUGAAGGUUCUGCUUCCCAUUGUAACAUAGUGAGCAGGGGGGCGCUCUUCUGCAGCAUUGCCUCUCGCUUCCCGAAGGCCGUACCGAAGGCCCAUGCAUGACUCCAGCCCAUGCAUGACUCCAGCUCUCCAGCUUGCCACAGACUGUUUUGGUAUAGUCACUAUUGAGCUGAGCCAAAGGCUAAUGGACCGGGGAUUGUUCUCGGACUCAAUACCUGCUGAAAUUAUUUAAUUUGAAAGGCUGUAAUCUCAACACCUGAUAAUAUAAUUUAGUUUGUAAUUUGUGAAAUAGUCAACCCCUGGAGCUACGAUAGAGUCAUUCUCAAGUAUAUUUGAAAGCUGCACACUGCUGCACUCAAAGCCUUUUCCCUCACCUAGCAGGUUUUAAUCACUCAUCUGUUUCAACUGUGGAGAGCAUGCAGCUGUUGUUAGCAGCAUAUAAAAAGGAAAUUCAGUAAUUGCAUUAACCUUUUCAAAAGCUUUUUAAUACCCUCUGUGAACAUGUUACUAAUACAUGCUACACUGAGACAAUCCUUUCACGUAGAGCCCCCUUUCCUUUUUUCACACCCAUCUAUAGUAUGUGUGGAGGUAUACACAGAGAGCCAAGAAAUUGCUUACUUUCUUUUUUAUUGCCUUAUUCCUAUUCUACAUUAGUACAUUUUGCAACAUCACUGUUAUUAGAACAUUUCUUAGCAGAAUGAGGCUGGGACUUCAGCCAGGAUAACCUUGAUCUGCACCAACCAACUUCAAGGAGACUUGCUGAAAGAUGGGCCUGUUUCCAAGCAAACUCUGCUGCAGCAUAGAGAAAAAUAUUCCAGCCAUAGUUCUGUGACAAACUUAUCACAUAACAAUGAAGUGGAGAACAAGGGCUGUUUCUUAAGUGGUCCUGAUGGUGCAUUCAAGGACACCCUGACUUAUGGGACAUCAGGGCUUGGUGUUGAUCUGCAUUCGUUUUAAUAAAAAGAAACAUCACUUGCCCUCUUAGUGAUGGUGUUUGUUUGAUGUCAUGGCAGAACAAGGUUGUUGUAGUUUUUAUAAAAGGGGACUCACCAUUAAAGGGCAAUGACAGUUGCAUUUGCUGCAUGAACAAUGGUGGACCUCCCAUCAGUUUAGCCAUUUGCUUCAUUGCCUCCACAUAGUCCAUUUACACUGAGGUGCACUCAUUACAGGUCUUGUGGAACAUUGGCAGAGGAUAUUAGCUCCUGCUGGUUUGGGAACUAUGCAUGAGGUGCACUUAAUUCAUGUGCUUGAUUAGAUUAGUAUGAAGGCUCAUUUUCAUUAUCGCUCUGCUGCACUUGUAAUUUUGAAAUGACUUUAAAUGUUUACAUACAGGUAUCAGAACUUAUGUUUGCAUAGGCUGAUGUAAACCCAAUAAAACCUGUAUGUGUGUGUUAGUGAUGACAGAUGGUUAAUUUUUCAAGCACAAUUUUUCAUCAUUUUAGAUGCAUGAUUGAACUCCACUAUUUUUCCUAUUAAAACAGUAGUAAAGUCCAUAUUGGCAAUGUAAAGCAUUUCUUCUUGACUUUUAGAGUAAUCCGUAAAGUAAAUGCUGCACAGCUGCGCCACAGUGCUCUGAAACCGUGAGUUGGAUGUAUGGGACACCCCUGCAGGGCUUAUUCUGUAUAAUUUAGUGUUUAUCUUCAUGAAUUUUUGAAAGACACUUUAUAAGAAAACACAAGAAAUGUGCAGGAGUAUACGCACAACAAUGUAGACUCAUCCACAGGUCGGUGGUGAAUAGCACGCUCCAAGAUUGAGCUGGCUUUUGUGAUACAGUUGCCCACUGACAUCCUACACCUGCAUUUUAAGCUCAUGGGUGGUAGCUCAAACUCAAAAGUAGUGUAGUGAUAAUUUGAUUCCAUUUGACACAAAGUGCAAAUUACUUCUGACAUGUCAACUGAGCCAUCUGGGAGUUUUUGAGAGUGAAAAGUGCCACAACUCAAAAGUACAGUGGUGUUGUCAUUUAUCCCACAGCAGCAGCAGCAGGAAGAGGCUGGCUGCUGCAGCAGCUGAAAAGGAUAAAGUAGCAUGCAAUUAAUGUAAAAUAACACAUUCAUUUUGGACCUUAAUUGCAUCUCAAUUACUGUGUUCCCGCUGACAGCCCAUAUGCAAAGAUUUCAUUUUGAACAAAUAUGUUACACAUGAUAUGAAUGUGCAGAGAUAAUUUCAGAGAAGAUGCUCGGUGUCUGCAGCUGUACUUACUCCAGGUUAACUUGACUUUUUCUCUCAUAUCAGAGCAGUACAUGACUAUUAACCUCUAUUUACAAAUUCUACAUAAUCGUGUCAGAGUGGGUUCUGCAUCCAGCACAUGUUCUGGUAUCUAUUCAGUAUGUUUGUAGCUUCAGCAGUGUUGACCAAUCACAUUUCAGCACGCUUUGGUGAGCACAGAGGACAUUAUCUGUAAGAGUGGAAAUGAUUAAUCCAACAAACAUCCUUUUAAAAAGCUGUUCUUUAUUCCUUUGGGGGACAGACCGGACAAGGUUUGCAGUUUUACUCUUUAUAAGUCUUUAAUAUGAGGUUAUAGCUGCAAAGCUAGACUCCCCAAGUGUCUUUCAGUCGAGUCAAACAACAAUUGAUUGGCUCAGUUUUGCAGAUUGUUUUAUAUCAUUUUAAUAUUUCAGUUUCAUUAUCCAAAGAUGAUAGUGUGCAGCUAAACCUACGUACAUGUAUAGGGGUAGAAAAGGCCCUCAAAGAAAUUGAUGUAGAUCACACAACCUUAUCUACGAGCCAAUUCCGCUAUGCUUUUAAUUUACAGUAUCAGUAAUUUGUACAUUAAACAGCUCUAACCAUGGUUUUGCUGAAUUACUCAUAGAAAAAAAAUGGCUACAUCACAUCAAAUCUCAAGAGAACAAAUGAGAUUCACAGGUAAGCCUGAAUGUUAAACAGCUGCGCACACAAAUGUGCAUCUCAUGCUCAUACUUAAUCCUUGCAGGCACUUAUAGAGCACUUGCUUUUUCUGCUCCUGAAUGCAACAUUGCAGUCUGUGAGGAGAAUACUGUAUUUUCAGCUCGUGCAUAAAUGGAUGAAUGGGUUACUGGCUUACUGGCCUUUCUGCUUGUGAAACUUUGUUAACUUGCAAGAAGUUGUUGGUUACACAGUCACAGUAGUGUCCCUGACACUGAGUGGGUACAGUAAUACAGUCCUUUCUUUUAUGAUUGAUCCCUUUCUGUUGACCAAAGCAACCGCAAUCUAACAUAACGUGAGGUAAAGCACAAACUAAGAGACUCUGGUGUAUUAAAGACUGUUAAAAACACAGUGUGUGGUGUCUGUUUAUGAUACCACACAAUGGGGUAGAUAUGUUACAAAAAACAAAUGGUAAUUUUUCUACAAUUUCAAAGACGCCAGUAAUUCAGGAGGAAGAGCGAUCCUCCACUAACUGGAAGGUUGGCGGUUCAAUCCCUAGUCUGUCUGUUGUGUUUGUGGGCAAGACACUUAACCCACUAUGAUUGUGAGUGAUGUUUGGUGCUGGUGGGAGUGACAGUAGGCACAAAUUUGCAGCAUCGUUUCCGUCAGUCUGCCCCAGGGCAUUUGUGACUACUAAGAUAGUUUACCACCACCAAGGUGUGACUGUGUGAGCGAAUGAAUGAUGUAUUCAUUCAAAACGCUUUGAGGUCACAGAUGAAAAGCGCUAUAAGAAUUUGAUGCAGUAUUAUUAUUAUUAUUAUUUUUAUUAUUAUUAUUAUUAUUUUUAUUAUUAUUAUUAUUAUUAUUAUUUUUAUUAUUAUUAUUUUUAUUAUUUUUAUUUUUAUUAUUUUUAUUAUUUUUAUUAUUAUUAUUAUUAUUAUUAUUAUUAUUAUUAUUAUUAUUAUUUUUAUUAUUAUUAUUAUUAUUAUUCAAAGACAUGAGAGAAAUGUGCAAACCAAAUUUAAGAGUCAGACCGAUAAAGUCAAGAGGCUUUUCUUGCACAAUCAGUUUUUCAGGAAGGCACAACAGGCAGUACCUCCAUUAACCAUUAAUAUUUUGCUGCUGCUAAAAUAUCUCAGAGGAGUUAGCUGUCCUGCCAUCUGCAGUUACAUAUUAUUUGCAUAUAAACAUAAUUUCAAGAGGGAAAUGACUGCUACAUUUCAGUAAUAAGAUCUGACCUUUGUGUUUUUCAGCCCUGGACUGCAGAGAGAGCAGCUGGCCUGUUAACAAAUACGCUAGUCUGGCAAGUAAAGAUCCAGAUAUUUUCUUUGCAGGAGUGAGGGGAUAAAAAAAGAACUGAAAGGAAAGGAAAGUGGUUAUCACACCUCAGUCAGCAACUGGACAGAACUCUAAAUGAGUGAUAAACUGAUAAUGUGUGUGUAUAGGCAGCUGCUGAUUACUGGCUGCUGUGUAUCUGGCAGCUUGUGUUGAUGUUUCUCAGUGUGAAGGGGCUGUGCAAUUUAGACAGGCAAAAUAGCGUUAUCAUAUUUUUGGCUGAUGCUAUUUUCCUGUGGUGCUUUCUCUUGGCUUCCUCUGAAGCUGACUUACAAUUCUGUGACCACCAAGAUUUCAACUCUUAACAGCAUCAUUUGUGACCCUGGAGACCGUGAUGUUAGGGUGUCAGGACAUUUAUCAUAUCAUACUACACUGAUUGUAAAGUACUAGUAGUGAUUAACUUUCACGGACUCAAACAGACCCUUAAAGGGAUUUAAGUUGUUUUUAAGUUUAAAUUUAAGUUAUGGCCAAACACACUGUAACAUCGAGUUAGACACCCCCUCGAGAGACGAAUGUUGCAGACUGCUUUCUCCUGUAAUUAUACCAACUUUAGUAAUGACCACAUGAUAGCUAAACACAGCAGUCGAUGGCUCCAUGUGCAAACCUAAACCAAAAAGACUCUCUAUAGCCACAAAUAAUGCUCAGAACAGCACUUAACUUCAUCAACAGCACAUAUAGGGUCCCAGCCAUAGCACUACCCAUCAAACAUCUUUUUAGCUUUGCCUGGUUUCUUUAGCAAAGAGACUAAACACAACUCACCUACUCCCCUCCAGCAGCUGUUUGUUUGUGGGGGAGCCCUGACGAGUCGAUCACAGAGUGCAGCAGAUCAUUUCCAUGAAGUAAUAAGAAAUUUUCUGUUGCAGUCUGCAGUUGGCAACAUCAAGGGGGUGUCUUACUCGAUGUCACAGUAUGUUUGUCCAUAACUUAAAUUUAUGCUGGAAUAUCCCUUUAAUGAAUUUAAAGCGAGGCAACACUUCUGUUCUUUUCUGGUAGGUAUUGUAGUUGAACAUGUGAAUCCUCUAAAAGUUACAUCCUCUCAUGACCCUAAAUGUAGGUCUCUGGAUUAUUGAUUUAGUGAUUUAAAGGUUGUUACUGAUAGUAUGACAAGUUUUUCCCCCAUCCGAAAUUUGUGGGUUUUUCUGCAGUAAUGCUCCCCUGAUGUUACCGUAUCUGGAAGUGUUUCCUUCUUAUGUGAAAAUACUGUUAUUAGUGUGGGGCCUGAAUCCCAGACAGGGGAAGUGUAAAAUGUUGGUCCUUCUGGAAAAAUGAAAGGAAAUAAAAACAUUACCUUAAGCUGCGUUUGUUGAAAGAAGCACGGCACACACUCUAUAGUCCUUUACAGACACACACUUUCUAGUUUAAGUUUUUUUUGUUUUGUUUUUUUUCUGCUCUAACUCUGUUAUAAUUUACUUUUAAGUUGCUCACUUCAGAUUUGUACUUUUUCACUAAACUUCUAUAGCUCACUGUCUGUUCUCUGUUCACUUCAGAUUCUGAUUUAUACUUCUCCACUGAACUAAACCCGAAAAACACAGGAUCCGUGUUGAGCGCGUGUCUCUGCUUCAUCAAGCAGUGCUGUCUUAAUUUGAGAGUUUUUUUUGGAUUUACUUUUGUGGUGGCUUGUUUGUACAUUUUGCUACCGCAACUUUGACACUGUGGGUAAGACUAUAAGUGGGUUAGGUCGGUAAGUAUUCGGCUUUGCUUGCCUCCGCCGAGUGACGCUGCCACAUGUCUUUAAAUUAUAAUUGUGGAACGAUUAUUACAGUACCUUACGAUUUCAUCAUCGUGGCCGUUUAAUAUCGCAUAUCGCGAUUAAAUCAUAUAUCAGCACAUCCCUAGUCAGGAGUGUUUUAUUUUGAAAUUGAUUGGAUGACAUGCGUGGUUACCGUGCUUUACAUCCUGUCUAGAACGAUCUCUGUGUAGAUAGAGGUGUGUUGGAAGGAAAGAGUAGCAAAAAUACACUUGGUUCGUAUCUUCAACAGAGCCAUGCUCGAUAUGCUUCUGAGUUGAGAUACGUCCUGUUUUUGACGCUGCAUUGAUUAGAAUGAGAACCUAUUUGCUGCGUGAUGUGCACGCUCAACAUGGAUCCUGUAUGUUUUAGGCUUAAUGCAACUUAAUGAAUGUUUUCAUUUACUUACAGAUUGUUGUCAUUUAAUCAGAACAGUGUGACAUUUGGCUUGAUACACAGGAACCUGAUUAGCCACAAGGCUCACUUUAUUCUGCUUGACAGGUCUGCUGCAGUAGUUACAAGCCUCAAGGUCACAUAUGUCAUAGAAAAUUUUAGUAAGACCACAUGAACAGUGGUUAGCCUGUUCACGUCAGAGAUAACUGGCCAAUGACACUUGGUUGCCUGUUACGUCCAGCUUCUGUCCUGGGCAACCCCUGCCAAAGAAGGUAGAGAAGGUAAAGAAGGUAAAUGACCACUAGGUGUGACCGAAAUCCUAGUGCUGUGUCAUUCCAAGUCCAGCGCUGUAUUACUCUAGCUGUGACCAUAAUAAAAGGUUUAUCUGAGACCUUAAGGAGCAGUCAACUAUAGAACUGAUUCUUACAGUGCUCAUAGUAAUUAGUAAAAAAUGUGUUUGUACCUUUCCGUUGUGGAAGUAUUCCAUUAUAUUUGACAGAGUUUUAACAGAGUUAAUUUUCAUUUCACAGAAGAAACUUUUUUCAUUUCAAGGUGCAUUGACAGUUAAUUUCUUAAGAACAAUGACAACAACUUCCAAUUCUCACCAAGCUGCUGUGCAAAAAAGACACUGAGGAUGCAUCAGUAAUGUUACUUUAUGCUUAAUAUAUCUUUAACAUGUAUGAGGACAUGUAAAAGGAUUUGGAUGCAGCAAAGGAGAUGUCAACACUUCAAGAAGAGUGGAGAGGCUUGUGAUCUAACCACAGACUUUCCAAUCAGAAGACAAGGUGCUGUACCGCUAAUCCACAGCUGCCAAUAGCUAAUACAAAAGUCUGAGUGCCUCUAAGAUAAGAUAAACCUGUAGUUGGGAAAUCUGCAGUAUGAACAGCAGCAUAGCAGACAAAGACAGAGAUGAACACAUAGCACAUGAAGUAAGAUAAUUACAACAAAGUGAAAGCUUUAGUGAGUUUUUUGACAAUUAUCAAACAGACUAAAAUUCAUAUUGAUAAGGGUUGGGUAUCUUUUGAUUUUGAGCGAUUCUGAUUCCAAUUCCAAUUCCGAUUCCUCGUUUGGAUUCCGGUUGCUAUCGAUUCUCUAUUCCGAUUCUUUAAAAGGCAGGAUAUUUAAAAAAAAUGCAUGGUUUAAAUGAGGGUGCUAACCAGAGCUCUACUUUUUGGAUAAAAUUUCUGAACUUCCUCAUGAAUUUUUAAAUUAUAUUAACUUUUUAAGAACUUUACUAUGAAUUUCUCACAGGUCUAUUUUCAACCAGUAUAUAAAUAUCAAUUUUUGUUUUCAGGUCGUUUGUCUAUGAAAAAGUACAAGGCCUAACAUUAGUUGGAUAUUUAAGUUGACCCACCGUACACUUUACAAUUUGUUUGCCGUUUCAAUGUUAGCAGAGGACAGAAGUAAUUUAUUGUUUCACUGAUCUGAUCCUGACUGGUUAGCGGAAGACCAGCUAACCAUGUCAAAGACGGGCACUCAGGUAUUUCUCCUCCAUGAAUCCUGAGGUGUUUAAUCAUGUUGGUCGUUUACCCUCCUUUGCAUGAUAUAACUGUGUUGCUAAUGUUGCACUGAGAGAAGAGUUCAUUCUUCCUGCUCAAGUCAGCCAAACUUUUGACCGCUGCCACUGUGGGUUGCAAUGCACUCUCUCUCUCUGUCUCUCUUCUUUCUCUCUCUCUGUGGCUUCGUCUCAUACGCUUCGUCCUCAUUGGUGUUCGGCGACUUCAUCUUCGUUGGUGUUUAGCGGCGUCUUCCUCGUUAGUGUUUGGCGGCUAUUUCUUCCGGUCGGCUGACUCCGGCAUCGAAACUUGGAAUCGAAAUUUUAAAAUUUGAACGAUUCCGGGAGAAUCGAAAUGUUAGUCCUGGUCCCCAUCAAUGCUCGAGACUUGAUGUCCAACCCUAAUAUUGAUGCCUUUUUAUAAUAUGCAAAAACAAAAAAUGAUUAUCAGUUAUGAGACUGAUGAUAUUAAUUUUAAAAUAUUAAGUUACAAACCAGUGCAGGGGGGUAGGUGUCAGCUAAGCAGCUGAAUAAACUACCUUUUUUUUACUAAUUCUUACACAAAUAUUCACAGUAAAUGAUAUAUUUGACUGUAAAAAGUCAACAGGAUGAGGUCUUUUGUCAAAAGUCAGGACUCCAGCAUGUAGCAUUCGAAGUAAGUAAAGACCUCUUGACCACAAGGGGCACCAAAGUUGACAUAAACCAAAGGUUCCUCAUGAGGGCUUUAAUUCUGAAAAAUAAAAAAAGGUUCAGUUGAGUUGGAAAGUUUGAUCCUCAAGAGCUUCCCCCCUUCUUCCUCUCCCUUAGACUUUGAAGUUGUCCUUGUAUUUUUUUUUCUUUUUUUUUUUUUUUGGAACAGGUAAUCAUCAUUCCAUAAUGAAAGGGGGUGCACUCUAAGUAAUAACAAAUACUCUCUUGACAAGAGUAUGCUAUUCAGGUGCUUGUGUUAAAUUUGCUCAUAACCUUCGAGACGUUUGCUCUGUCUUUUAAUUUUUGCAAUCUAAAGUGAACAUGCUCACGUGAAGAGAAAUAACCCUGCUCUGUACUUUGUCUGAAUAUAUCAGAGACUCAAAUCAGGUAUUAGGGAGGAGAUUUGCUCACAGUUAUUCUCCAGCCUUAUUUCUCUAAAUCACAUCACUUAUUUAAAGUCUGCUUCUCCCAUUGCAGCUCAGAACUGUUCUUUAUAAACCUUUAAACCUUAAAAAGAGGAAUUGCUUUCCUCCUCAAUCAAUAUCAUAAUGGCCCUUUUUGAUAGAGAAAUAGAUUAAACAAGUUCUUUCACCCAAUAGAAAUCUGUUAGGAUGAUUGCGCUUUCUUGAAGAAGAAGUGAGCACAUGACUGAGCUUUGUCACAUUGAAUAGGGGGAUGGCAGCGGUGGGGUGGAAACAGAGAAUUUGUUGGCUGGGUGAGUGUACCUUUUUUCUUGCUUGAGCCCUGCCUUUGGGGAUGUUUUUGCAUCUCUGAGUGCAAAUCUCAAAGGAAGAAAAUACUUUUCAAGGACCCUCCAAAUGUCUCAAACCCCUAAAUGAUGGGUGGAUAAGGACACAGAGAUGAUUCAGGGACCAUGGAGGUUGUUUCAUCAUAACACUCGGUAACAUGGUCAUUUAUUGCAGUUUUUCAUCCCUACAAUAUCAGCACCUCCCAAAUUAUGGUUCAGAGUGUAAAAAGCAAGAGGAAUACAAAGUAAAGACUGACCAGCUUUAUGUUUGCUGAAGUAAGAUUGUUUUGUACCUUGAUUCAAAAUUCUGAAAUGGAUUUCUGUAGGUUUGUGAAUUAAGUGAGGAUGUUAGAAUUCUUCAGGCUUUAAUGGACAUGAACAGUGGAUCAUUUUGUUAUAAGGUGACUAGUUUGAUGCCUAUCUUUCAAACUUGACCCCAAAUAAGACAUGAAAUCAGUCAUAGGGCUCUAUUUUCGUGCCUCGCCGGAGACGUGCCGCCUGGUUGCUGUUCUGUGCGCGUGCAGCUGUUCACACAUAAAGCGUUUUCUGCUGCGCUUUGCCGGUCAGACAUCGACUGGCAGUGCUCGGCUGUUUCCAUCUGCCCUCAGUUUUCGAGCGCUUUAAACAUGGGUAAGUCAAUAUUUAUCUAUGAUUUUAUUACGUCAUACAUAAAUUAAAUAUUGACAGCAUCUUCAAGUAUUGUUUUAAAUUAUUAUAUAGGGUUAAACAAUGAAUGAAUUGGGGAGUCUGUUGACUCCAUUGUAUGUGUAGCCUUGUUAGCUCGAGGCUAUCGAUUGUAAUAAAGUGUCUAAACGUACUAAUUUAUUUGGUUUUGUAGUGUGUGUGUGUGUGUGUUUGUGUGCGUGCAUGCGUGUUCAUCGGGAAAAAAUAGAUCGACAAGCAAAACCAUAAAUCCUUUUUUUCUACUUUAUUGAAUUUUUUUUUUAUUUUGAAAAAUUGGCCGGAUUCUCGAAUUGGCCGGAGACUUCCUGUCUGGUCCGAUCUGCUCUGUCAUGCUUUACAAUUAGCGCAUGCGGCUAGCGCAAAAAAUAGAGAGAAGCGGAGCGCGCGCGGGGGAGCACUGAGUGGGUUAGAACAGCCGAGACCUGUAUUGACCAAUAACAUCAGCUCCUCUCCUCGCCUUGAAAUCCGCCACCGGCGAGGCCUAUUACAAUUUUCGUGAAGUAGUCUAAGAGAUCAAGAGAUGUCUGAAGACAGAAGGCAGCCCCUCAACAAGUGUCACUGUAAGAACUGCAGAGGACGUCCUUCACAACAUAAGAUCACAACAUAAAAUCCCAAAAUGGCAUUGAAAUCGGAACCAUCUGUGCGUAUCGCGCUCUGUGGCCUGGCUCUUUCUUUCUUAGAUGUUGGCAUAUAAAAUAAAUUUGGCUCACAAAACUGAAUACUAUAAUAUUCGGAUGUAGGGUUAAAGUAAAAAACUCAUCUGAUCACUGAAACAAAUCAUCAGUUCAGCCGCAGGAUGGGGAGAGGACACGGAGACAUGUCCAGGUCCAGCUGCGCAAGAAAUAAGAGGAAGAGGAAGAAAGAAAAGGAGGGAGACGAAUUACAUAUCUUGUUAACUUCAUAUGUGUCUAUUUACUAGAUAUUUAAUUUAAUAAUUUAAUGCAGUUUCAGCUGUGUUGAUUCUGUCAGGUUGUGUGUCCAAACGCGUGCCAAAUGCGCUCAUCAGAUCAGAUAUAGAUCGGAAUAUAUCUAUAUAGAUCUAAAUGUAUGUGCUGACUCAGAUUAUUAGUUGUUAGCCUCACCGGUGAACACGAAAAUAGAGCCCAUAGUGCUUAGGGAUUCAAUCAAGUGAUGUAAAGCCUUCAUUGAGUCUGAAUAAAAGUAUUGACAAAAGUCCAAACUCUGUUAUUUUAGUUCAUUGUUUCAUUGGCCUUUUAAACCUUUCCUGCUGAUCCACAUCCGUGUAUUCCUCAGUAAUGAUUGUGUACCUGCUUGGGAGGAUGUUUGAAAUAAUAUAAUAAGAGUUGUUAAUCAUCUCUACAAUCUCAGCCACGUAUGACAUCAAUUUUGCCAGUCACUGAAACCAGCAGAGUUGGAACGGCAGCAGGGAAGUUCCUCCACUGUUAUAAUCAUGUUGUAAUUAGGCUGAGACUUGUACUCAUUAUUUAUUGAAGAACCAAUCCCAUUAAUUAUGACUUACUUACUUUGUAGGAAUCAUGCCAACCCUGAGCUUUCCUUUGUGUCUUGUUCAAAAUUGUCUGACAGGAGGCAAUUGUACCCCAGACAGGGGAAAUAUUACCUCCUUAUUGAGGCUUGAUACAAGUCUUUUCAGAUCUCCCAGUGUGCUUCUGCAGCACAACUGGGCAAAAACUAAUCUCAGCCUGUAUAGCAGGGAUUGAGGCAUUGUCCCCAAGCACAAAUUUGCUGUUCUGUUUUGCAUCUGCAUGCGCUUUUACAGGAUGCUGUGCAGCUCUCCUGCUAUGGAUAUGAGAUUCUGUCGGUCUUGGACUAUACUCACAUCACAUUGUUUAAGAAUGUGUGUGUUUUUUAGCCUGAAGUAAAAAGUCUUCUCAUUCAUCAUCUUUUACAGAUUGUCCUUUAGCGAUCUUAAUUGUCACACUCUGAGUUGAAAGCAGCACAGCAUUGGCUCAAGAUUUCAGUUUCUGUACAUUUCACUGGAGGUUCCUGUGCCAUCUCAAAACUUAAAGACUCUCUGCCAUCUGCCCCCUGCCUUAUGGUGCCACUCUAAAAGAGCAUAUUUCAACUCUCUCCACGUGUUCCACCUGUUUCCUCAACAUGGUAACUGCCUGCAAUAGGGACAAACUCUCUCAAACCUCAACAGCAAAGCCAUUACACGGAGGGCACACACCAUCGCACUUGGCUCCAGACAGCCCCUCAGCCCAUUUUUCUUGACUCCACCUCCAUCUGGUCAAAGAGCCUCAGCCGGGAUAACACAUACCAUCAUGUCAUUUGCUGGUGUGUUGGUAUGGGUGUGCAAAUAUGGACAGAACAUAUAAGAUGCCUUGAGUUAUGCCCUUGCACCAUGUUUAUGCAGCAUUUACACAUGUGAUGAUUUCAAAAAGUCACUGUGACAGAGGCUACAGAGAAUCUAUAUACAACAUGUCCCGGGUUUACAGAAUCAUUAGUUUAUUUGCCAAGCUUGCAUGUGGCUUAAUGAAAAUGAACUCAUACAAGCUGAUUUGUGAAUCUGGCUUUGCUCAAAAACUCUCUUCAAACAAUUCUGUACAUCUAGUUACAUUGAUCUAGGGUGUUUGAAUAUACUUGCUCCUGCUGUUGAGUUUUAUGGCAACAGCAGGACUUCAGAACCAAUGUACAUUAACAUGAAGCUGAAAUUAUUGUUUUAAAUGAAAGGAAGAACUGCGACAAAAAUGCAAAAUCAGCCACAUGAACAGCAACACACAAAUACAAAGGAUAGGUGCAAAUGAAAAAUGCUACAAAUCAGUAUGUGACAACUCAACUUUCCAAGGCAAGCUCAGAGGAAGAGUUUAUUAGUAAUGGGAAAAGUUUUUUGCAAAGCUUUUCUUUGCUCAUUCUCGACCUAACUUAUGACAACACUCAGUGUAUCUAAACUUUGGUAUGACUAGCCACCACUCAGAGACAGGUUCUCAGUCAAAAUUGUGUUGCUAUCUUAUAACACUGUUUUUGCACAUUGGUCAGUGGGGUCCGGUCCUCAGAGACAGUUCUCUUGCAGUAUUGUUACUGAUAAAAAGAAAAAGAAAAAAAAUAAUAAUAAUAGUAGUUAUAAUUUCCCAGUCUAACUCAUUCUCUCUUGUCAAUAACAAACUGAUUGAAACUGUUGUACAGUGUCCCCUUCAAGCCUGGGGCACACAGGGUUUUACUUUUGCAUGUGUUGAGUAUGUUUUGGAUUUGAACUGUCAGUUUUUGCUGCUGAGAUAAGAUCUUUAUUGUUCAUUCUACACUCACAACAACAGUACAAGGGUGAGUUUUUAUACAACUAACCUUUAACUUUAAAUUCAGCCUUUGAGUACUGGGGCAUGGUCACCUUUAAGUGAUGGCUGAAGGCUGCCUGACUCCAUUUCAGACACUCAACCCUCAGCCAUGAGUUUGCUGUCUUUUAAAAAAAAAAAAAUUCAAUCAGUUUUAUACAGAUGAUGUAGCUGUCUUUGAGGUUUCUGGCCCCAACUGGCUCUCUGCACUACAGCUUUUAGUCGGGGUGAGAUUUUUUCAUUAUUGUGUUUAUGUUCUUGCUCUAGUUGGUAUAUUGCACUCACUACACAGCUUGUUAGCUCCUUCAGUGUUCGCUGUGCUUUUGUUGAUUUUUCAGCCAGUUCACAGGAGCAAGAAUUUUAGUUGGUCCUUUCCUGGAGAAAUUACGGUGACCAGGAGAGGAAAGUUGCAUGUUGUCCGCCUGCUGCUCUCAGAUGGUGGUUUUGGAGAGCAACAGCUGGUCCACUACAAGCUCUUACAGUCACUUCAGGCUGAUUGAAAACAACUGCAGUCAGCAUGAAAACUCACUCUGUGUGAAACCCAGAGGUUAUCUGGCUCUUGGUUUAGCUCAUGAUUUAACCAGGUUUGAUUCUGAAGUAUGAAAAACUUGGUGUUUGGCAAGACUUUCCCACAAAUAUAAAAACCUCUAGCCCCAAUAAAUCAACAUGGCAGAGACCAAGGGUCAAACUUGAGGUUUACAAGUGGAGAAACCAAUAGAUGAUGCCAUUGUGGUCACGUCCAUCAUAUGCAGUCUCCAGUCAGGGCCCAUACACUUUGUUUCCAAUAGUUGCAUGAGGUGUUAAGUACAGACCUACAGUAUACUGAAUCUUAAAGAAUUGACUGAUAAUAUGAACAACUGCAAACUGUGCCAUGCAAAUUCUACUAACUUGUAGUAUCAUGUGCAUUGAAGAUGGGAAGUGGUGAAACUGUAUACUUAAAUUGCAAACAUAUACACCUUUAACACAUGUUUAAAACAUUAAACCCAUGUCAUUCAUCAAAUCUCUGACAGUAAGGCAGAUGGAAAACAGCUAGAAAUUAAACACACAGAUGUGCAGCACAGAACUAUGAUAACUCAAACUAAUCUGAUGUUUUCCUACAUCAAUUAUACAGUUUAAAUCACUGUUUUAUAUCUACACUUUUUUAUCCCUCUUUUAUCCCUCUAAAAUGAAACACAUUUAGUCAAGUGUGCUGUAAUUAAACAAAACCAGCUAACAGAGGAAGAGAAGCCCAGGCUCUGCCCUGUUUGGAUGAGGUGAGUACUUGAACCACUUCCAUGAAAUCUCAUCCUCAGGGGGCAUCUUCAGAGCGCAUACUUGUAUCUGCAUGAAGCAGGUACGGAGACCUGAUAGUGAUGUGGAGUAAACCCCAGCUGUGACAUACAUGAAGUGAUCCAGUCAAGCUUGAAACGAGAACACAGGUCAAUGAGUGAGAACAGUGACUGCUGCAAAGUGGACAUGUCAGCAAUUUAGCCCACUCAGGGCGAUGGAGAGGAUAUCACCCCCCAUGAAAUACAGGUCAGUAGAUAUGAGGCACUUAGAAUUAGGUGCACUUUAGCAAUCAGCCAGAAUGGGCACUGGAAUAUUUAAAAUGUUUAGGAAAAAUAUUAGUACAAGUAGUUAGCCCUGUACUGAUCCCAUUACUUUGAUUUAUGACUUACUGCUGUUGCACUUUCUUUGUAUUAUGGCCCUGUUUAAUGCAGGUACUUUUUCUAUUUAGGAAUGUUACGGUAUUCAUCUCUACUUUCACACACCGAUGACAGUUGUUUCCUUUUUAAUUUCAAGAAGAAACAAAAAAACUGCAUUUCUUCACUUCAGAUGGAACACUUUGCAGUGUUUCCUAUGUCUAACUUUGUCAUUUACCUUCAUCGUCAAAUUUAGGUGGAUACAGCAGAUGAAAAUAGAUAAACAGACAAAUAGAGCCGCAAAUGAAUGAGAGCUGCUGUGCCCUCUCAUGGUGCGACAGUUAGUCAUCUAUUUUGCAUCUUUCCAGAGCUGUCAGUCACACUAUUGGCUUUCUCGCAGCUCUCCUCCUUCACGACAACUCUUGGCAGCUUGAAGUCCUGCCCGGGCCAGAGAGUUUGUGUUUGAGAGAUUGUGCUCCACAUGAUAGAUGCAGAUUUGCUGUUCUCGUAAGAGAGAGAGAAAGACAGAGAGAGAGAGAGAGAGAGAAAGAGAGUGGGGUUGAAUGUCAGAGGGUCGACUCCACAGUGCAGGGAUGCCUGUGUGUUUACAACAUACGUGUGCUGGUCCCCUGGUGUUUAGUUGACAAGUAAGACAAGCAGGUGAGGUUGGAAUUAUUCAACCCGUCUUUGUCUCUAAAGAUUGAGGAAAUAUUCCUCUUGUGUUCACCCCCCUUGUUUUCUUUCUGACUCCAUUACUUGUAGAUUUCUAGACAUAUCAUCAAUCAGGGUUUCUUUAAAAACUGAAUACAUUUGCUUAUAUUGUAUCUCAUGGAUCCAAAGGCUCCAUGUUCGUAUCUUUUAUCACACCUCAAAAUGAACAGAUGAUUGAUAAAGACUGUUGUCAAGCAAAACAACCAAAAAGCUUUGUGUUAAUUUUAAAACAAUGUGGCUAUCAGUCAGUAAAUGAAGCUGCUUUCCCUGUUGGCUGAAUCCGUGUGAGGGCUCUGGGUUUUGUUCUGAAAAAGCAGAGAGCAGCUUUACACCGGCUCACUGGAGCUUAUCUUCAGAUGGCCUUGAACAGAAAAGUGUUUGUUUUAGAACAUUUGGAGACAAAAGCAGAUGAUUUCUUUGUUGAACAUAAUGACAGGCUGACACUGUCAAUGCAUGCUGUCGGUCAGUCCAUAUAUGUACAUCUAACCAUGCAUAGACACACUCUAAAACAAAUAGAGCAUGUGCUGCAGUGCUAAUACUAUAUUUGAAUAUACUUGUGUGCACGACACUGAUUUGUCCCAUUUUAAAUGCACAGUUGAGAAUACAUCCAUGCAGCGACUUAAAGCAUGACGAAAGUGAUGCUGUAAUUAUCAUCCAUCUAUCUGCAAAACAGAAUCUGCAUUUUAAGCACUGUGUUUUCUUCCGAAUUCAUUGUAAUGGGAAGGAGUGUUGAAAUGCAUCAUUAUACAGAGAAAGGCAAUUUUACUGUCUCUAAAGACUCAAAUAGCAGGUACAGAGAAACAAACAGCAAAGCAAUUUGUUCUGGCCUAGCUGUAAAAACGUGCACAGUUUUGAAUUACUUUGCAGCCAAUGCAUCAUAAUGAACUGUACCCAACUCCUCUCAAAAAAGAGAGCUAUUAAAGAGUGUGGAGAAACUCCACGUCAGGAAGUAAUUUGCUUGUAGGGAGCCUGGAAAUUAAUUUUAAAACCUUUGCUUACAGGCCAGAAUUGCUGUUGUUAACUUUGUCUGGCACUGUUCAAGAGGGCUGGGAAAGCAAGCAAGAGUUUAUCUUCAAAAAAUACAAGCAUAACUUGCAGUUAACCCCUCUGUGGAAAUUUAGAAAUUGGUCAAUGGCAUAGCUGUAAACCUUGUUAUAGAAGAACUGCAUAAAAAGAAAACAUGUAGGAAGGUACACUUUAAAGGCAAUAUGUCUGUUUUUGAGAGAAUCUGUUUAUUUAGUACAGCUUUUAAACAACACACCAAUUAUUCAUGUGAGUAUACUUUGUAAACUGUGGAAAAAUAAUCAGUUGAACCUUCAAACUAAACCUAAAAGGUGACUCAGUCUAGUGAAGGGAUGGCUGUUGCCCACACCUUGAAUGAAGUAGUGAAACACUACUCAUCACAUGCCCCUGCACUACUCCAUGUUACUCUCUCCUACAUUAACACCACAUAAGAUGCUUAGUGUUGCAGUGUCUAUGAAAAUGGCACACAGUUUCUGCUACGUUGUAUAUCUGGCUGUUUUAAAAGUCUUGUUGAGCUGAUAUCAAAUAGUAUAAAGUCUGAAUUCUUGCUGUGUAAAUAUAGAAAAUCCUUUUCCCUUCAAAAAGGGACCCUGGAAGUAUUCCUAGUAAAUUCUAUUAGCAGUCACUUUGCCAUGUGGAAGGGUUAAGUGAGCAGAAAUCUCUUAUCACAGUCAGCUGACAUACAGCCUUGCCCACCCGCCUACCCCCUGACCAGCCUCCUGGGAAUCAUACGGUCUCAGUAGAAACCUGACAGUCAGGGUUUGGCUGCCUCUCACCACAUUAAGAAAAAGUACUGUACUUCUUGUGUUUCUAUAGCAACAGUUCUCACUCAUGUCUUCAGGAUACCGAGCAAUGCGGAGAGUGUGAAGGGGAACUGCAAUGACAGACAUACCUGAGCAUUUUAAUUUACUCACAGAGUCUGCUGGUUAAUUAGUAGCAGAUAAAUAUACAGAAAAUUGCAAUAAUGACAGUUAUGAUUUUGUACUAAUAUCUUUGAGUGAUUUCUAUGGACUUUAAACACAUGAUCAGAGCCUCUAGGAAGUUGAAAAGCUCCAUCAAGGCUGUCAGGUGCUAAUAAAAGACCUCAGGGUGACCAUAUCAAUAACAAAGCCGAUACAGGUCAAGAUUGACCGUCAAAGACAGAGAUGACUCAUCUGCAAAUAAUCAGUUGAUCAGCUUAAAGUAAAAGCCGCGUGGCUUUAAAGAAAGUGUUCCACAGGAAUUAACUGCAGUCAGAGUCAGAAAUGCAAACGUCCCCCCUUUGAAAACUCACUCAUUUUAUCUGCAGUGAUUUCUCCUGUUGUAUAAGUGUUCUUGUCCUUGGCUGCAUUUUGUUGCUUUUAAGUAGGCUAAGUCCUUUCUCUUUUGUCAAUCUUCAGUCCUACCCUUCCCUCUCUCACACUCUCUUUUACUCUCAAUCUCUCUCUCUCUUGUUCCUCCUUUCUCUCUUUCUUCCAGGUGUUGAGUGAGCGACAGAGGUGAUGUGAUGGGAGAGCAAGCAGGCAGGAUGGAUCAGAGCAGACAAUCCUCUGCACACUGAAUCAACUGGAUGCCACAGCAUAGAUUUUAGACAGGUAGGACGGAAUUUUUACUCAGUUUUAGGAAACUUUUGCAGUUCAAAAGGAGCAUUUUGAAUAAAAGGGAGAGCAUUGCCAACCUUUCAUUGUCAAAAAUCCUUGAACACGUACUCAGAAUCAGAUAUCUUUGAAUGAAUAAGUUCUUUUAGUCCAUUUUGGUAUGUUCAAGCUAAAGAUUUAAGUAAAUAAGUUCAUGUCUUUGACUGUUCCAGGGGAAACAAUAGGGGUGAAGGUUAAUUCAUCAGGUGAGUUGAAUAGCACUAGAAGGUUAAUCAAUAAAAAUCCAUGCUGAUUAAAACUUGAUUAAACAAAAGAUGUUGAAUCUAAAUGUUUUGUUUUCUGAGAUUAAAAAAAGAUCAAAUUUUCCCUAAACUCCUCUCUGUCUAAUCCACAUCCCUCUCCUUCAUUUUCUAUGCAGAAUGGAUUUCCUCAAUUACACAGAGGGGGUGUUUGCCACAAACACUAGUGGUAAUGACUCACUAGAGACCACUAAACUCCCAUCCAGUAAAGUCCUGCUGACAGUGACACUUUCUAUUGUGGCUAUCCUGACAACAUUCUUCAACUGCCUGGUCAUUACUGCCAUCGCCGUCACUCGCAAGUUGCACCACCCGGCCAACUACCUCAUCUGCUCAUUAGCAGUGACUGACCUGCUGGUGGCUGUGCUGGUCAUGCCCUUCAGUAUCAUGUAUAUCCAGAAGGAGACCUGGGUUAUGGGUCAAGUUAUGUGCACCAUCUGGCUGAGUGUGGAUAUCACCUGUUGCACAUGCUCCAUCUUGCAUCUCGCUGCGAUCGCCAUUGACCGAUACAGGGCCAUUACUGAUGCAGUGGAGUACUCCCGUAAGCGCACAGGGGCCAGAGCUGGAGCCAUGGUGGCAGUGGUUUGGCUCCUGUCCAUACUUGUGUCUCUCCCUCCAUUACUGUGGCGGCACUACAGUGAAGAUGGAGAGCUGGAAGACCAAUGCAUCAUCAUCCAUCAUCACUUGGCCUUCACCUUAUACUCCACCUUUGGAGCAUUUUACAUCCCCCUGCUGCUCAUCCUCAUCCUCUACUAUAAAAUCUACAAGGCUGCUCAGACCCUUUACAUGCGCAGGGAGGCCAGCCGGGCCAGCCGCCACUCGUGUAUGACCAAUGGAAGUAUGAUUCCUUCAUCCUUCCCAGCUGGAGAUGGUGACAUUGAUGGGGGGCCUCGAAGUCCAGAGCCCGUAAGCCCACCUGAAAAGUCUUAUUCUGAACCUUCAACUGAAGAAACCCCACGUGAAAAGGUGCGGGCGUCAGUAAAGGCUUUCAAGUGCAAGACACGCCGGCCUGAGUCGCGCACUGAGUCACGUCGGAGUCAGUUUUACCAGGGACCGCGGAUCUCAGGCUCACGGGAGCGCAAAGCGGCAUCCACGUUAGGUUUGAUUAUUGGAGCCUUUGUCAUCUGUUGGUUGCCGUUCUUUGUCAAGGAGGUGAUCGUCAACACCUGCGGCUCUUGCAGUACUUCAGUGGAGAUGGCUGACUUCCUGACUUGGUUGGGCUACCUUAACUCACUGAUCAACCCCCUCAUCUACACCAUAUUCAACGAGGACUUCAAAAAAGCUUUCCAAAGACUUGUUAGGUGCAGUAGUUACCUCUGAUGGCUACGAUCAUGAAUGACCACACUCACACAUAGUCCCAUGUAACUGGAGGGGACAAAUAAAAGAUAGUCAGAGAUUCCGAACUGCAUUCUGACCCAGUGUUGUUUGGAGAAAAAAGACAGAGAAGAUCAACUUCUGUCUCCAAAUGCUACUCCAGGGUAACGGCCUACAUGGAACCUGCUCUGCAGUGGGCGUUGCUGCAGAAUUCCACACUGAAAUUCCACCAUUAUGUGUGUUCCAUGUAAUGACCUCCUUUAUAGUCCACACUGCUAGCUGAAACACAGAAUAUGUAUAAAAUCUCCACAGCCUAUGAAGAUGUGACUGUCUGUGUGUCUGAUGUUAUGAAGGGACUUUUCUUUGAUUGACUUACACAAUGUUUGUUAAAAAAAAAAAAGGAAAGGAAAUGGUUGUGACUGUGCAUCAAGUCAUGCUUAGCAUUCCAAAAAGUAUCAGAUACAAAUUUGUAGAUUGUUAAAGCUCUGUGUGAGGUGAUGGUUAUGAUACUGAUUUAAUUCUGGAUAUAUUCCCGACCUUCCAUAAAUUUCUUAUCAUACCAGUUUCUAAAUGUUGACAUUGACAGAAUGCCUCCAAUGUAAAGAUAAUAUUUUGAAUCUUGGAGCAAUUUAUUAAAAAAAAAAAGAGUAAUGAUCAAAACAUACAUGUACGGACCAAAAUAAGAAUCCAGCUUUAAAUGUCAAAGUUUCCACUUGAGGGGAAGGCUGGGGUGUUGAAGAUAAAGGUUCUAUGCCACUGCCACUUUAACUAGUGUUUCUGCACAACCUCUUACGUUUCUUUCAUACCGUAUUUAAUUAUUUAUCUGUUGUGGAGCCAUUAAACAGCCCAUCCCAUCUUACUUCAGUGACAUAGCCAGCAUUAGGUUAAUGAAUGUGAAAACCACUGGUGGAGAAAUCCUCAUUACAUUAAUCCCACUCAGUACUUGAAAUAGAACGACUAUUCCUUUACUGCCUCCAAGAGGGCACAUGAAAUGUUGAUAGAAAUGUUGUGGAUGAGUCAAGUGUGAGGGUGUACUGUAUCCCAGAGAGAUAACACAUCGUGUGUAAUAUACUUACAUACAUCACUUACAGUAUGACCAGUAUUUGUAUACUGUUACUUUCUUGUCUCUCAUUGUCUUAAGAAUCAAUAAUAAACAGUCCACAAAUGAGUCAUGACAACCCUUUUUUCAGAGCUCAUAAUGUGAUGUUACUGAUAUGGGAAGAAUGAGUUUUUUUGUGUGUAUGUAGAGAAAGAUGGCAAAUUUAAGUUUACAACUCAGAUGUAAUUGGGGUGAAUAGUGAAUGUUGAUAUUUACCAAAACCUUUUGUGUCAGUUUGUCUAUUAAAUGUGGAUGUUAUUUGUCUCAGUCUGAUAUAAUAGCCCCACCCUGUGGUCAGCAGAAAGACUGCACUCAUCAAACUGGACCUAUUCCCACUAACAUCACUGACAUACACAAUACUAUACACAAUACGACAUAUUUAUCAUUUGGUAUACUGAUCAAAUGAAUAUAAGUACCUUCAGAAAAUAUUCCAAAACAGCAUGUCAAAGAUUUAAAAAGUGCAUGAUUUUAUGGAAGCUGAUAUCAUAUCAACCCCCUUCAUUAUACCCAAAUGUUACCCAACCCACGAGACUGUUCAAGCACUAAGGUUCAAUUUUUUCCCUCUUAAUCUGAAAUGGAUUUGGAAAAUUUAAAAGCCACAUGCUGUCUUUGGAAAAAUCAGAUGAAGAAAAAGUGAUGGAAGAAAGAUGUCCCCCUUAAUCCCAUCAUUAUGAACCACCUUUUAAUUCCUUAUUACAGUUCUUAUGAUCACACCAGAGCUGACAGUAAAGUCUUUCUUUUAAUACACAGGCUCUUCAAUUUACCCAUCAGUCAGGAUCUUCCCCAAAAGGGCCAUACGGGUGGAAGUUCAUGCCAUCCCUCAUUCAUUAAGGCCUCUAUGCAGAAAAACUGAGCAGUAGGCGUUGAACAAGGAUGAUGGAAAGCAGGGCUUCCCACUCAUGAUUCUUGCUGGUUAUAAUCACUGCAUCAACACAUGAAUACCAAGAGUAACCACGAACAGAAACAGAGCCAGGAGCUUUGCAAUGUUGCACAACAGUUUCACCCCUGUAUGAUGAGCAAAUCAAAGCUUCUACAGACUUUGUAAUAAAAAACUGAUAAGUUACAAGAGCAAAGGGCAAAUGCCUGUCUUCAUACAGACUGAGUAGUGCUUCCACAUACCCACUGGGUCCACCUCUUUUUUGACAGGAGCUUGCUUACCUGUCCGUAGCUCACAAACAACUGCAGCAGCAGUAGCAGAGUGUGCACUCCCCAGACAACAUCAGCACAGGCACUGUGGGCACCAACAAAGGCUUCUGCCUUCAUCUGUCAUGCUGAGGAGACAGGAUGCCUACAGCUGAAUCAUCCAGACUUUAAAAGAACUGUCAGUGUUCUCAGGGGUGCAGAUUUUUUGCCCCUAGUGCCUCCUAAAAAUGUACACAGCCAUAAACUACAGGGAUUCUCUGCACAGGGAAAUCUUUCUAGUAAUGACUUUAGAUUGACGCACAAAUUUAAGAGACAAUUGCCAAUUAGGUGAAAUUGACUCUUCAGAUGUAACCCUGGAGCCAAAGAAACACCAGAUUUCACAGAGGUAAUUUUGACAUUAAAUCAAUGAUAAUUAAAUUCCAUUCAGCUGCAUCAAUGUCAGCUCCUGCUACUGUUCAUGUUGGGUCAAAGUCAAUCAUGGGGAACUCCAAGUAACUGUAAGUGUUGUAAGUACAGUAGUAGUGGUUGUAGCUGUGUAUGUGCGUGUGUCUCAAGACAAGAUAAAAGUUAACAUUUAUCUUAUUUAUGAUAUUAUUUAUCAGUGUAUCUUACUUAACCAUGAGCAAGGCACUUUGCAGCAGAAAGAAAGGAAAAACCUUCCUUGAACGGACAGAAACCUCAGGCAGAAUCAGACUCAGGUGUAACAGCCACCUGCCGAGACUGUGUUGGUAUCGGAAAGCGAAGUAGAGGGAGUUGCAGAUCAAGUGAGAUGGAAAGAGACUGAGAGCAACAACAAACAUCAACAACAAAUGUUAACAUCUGCUCUUUGACUUAUGGUUAUAGUGUCAAUAAUAAUGGUAAAAUGAUGUGUUGUAUUUGCUGGAACAACAAAUUAUUUACAGACUGAUCUUGAAAGGAAAAAAGAUCAGUGAGUGUGCAUACCACUUUAUGUCCCCGUUAAUAUGUUCAAGUGAUAUGCACAAACACACACAUCACUCAUGCAUCCCAUACAGCCACCCUCACAAUGUUACAAUCCAAUUUUCAAGAAGCCAUCAGCUCCCUAACCUGCACCAUGCACCCACACCAAAGCAUUCCUGCAAAGAACACAUGUCACGGUCAGGAGUUAAACAAAAGAGGAGGGACCCAAAAUGCAGAGCAAAAAAAGAUUUUUUAAAAGACCGAAAUAAAAAGCAACAAAAACUUACUUUUAACGCUCAACUGAAAAAUUUCCGAAGGCUAAAAAACACAAGAAGAAAACUCCAAAGAACCAAAAAUCACACCAAUAAACAUACCAACUAGGACAGAAGGGAAGACUAUACACACUGGGAAACGAGCAACAGGUGAGGUAGAUGAGACACGGGUGAAACUCAUGAGUGAUUAACAAUGAAGGGAAGACUAGGGAAGUAAAACCAGACAGGAAUCAACUACUACAAAAUAAAACAGGAGAGAAACAGGGUUAAACACGAACUGAAAACUCACAAGGCAGGAUCACAGGAACAAUAGGGAACAGAAACACUAGGGAAAAUACACAGAAUGAACUCAAAUAAAAGGAGGAACAUAUCUGAGCAAAACACAUGACAAAACAGAGGUUAGAAAUAUGAAAUCAAGGUUAUUUUCAAUUGGGUUUAUUUUUUUUAUUAAAUAAAAAUAAUUAAGUGGUGGUGAGAGUUGGAUUUAUUUAUCUGCUUAAGUAUUUCUGUGUAAAAAAGAACCCGUUUGUAUGAAUCUGAGCUUUUAGAGAAGCCCCUCUAUUUUUUAAUACCACUCAUAUGUGGACAUAUAAAUCGGAUAAAAGCAGGAAAACUGUUACAAAGAGCAAAAGACUGCUUGAAAAGAGUUUUCCUUUCAUUGGCACAGCUUAUUUGAUUAAAUUCAGAGGUAGAGGUUGCUGGCAGAGACUAUGGUUGCUAGAUUGAGAAGUCUCUUUCAUACUGUACAGACGGAGUUUAGGUGUUUGUGCGUGCUACAGGCUGAAGUAAGGGCAUUGGCAGCUGCUGUUGAAGAGAGGUUGGAGGUGGAGACGAAGGCAAAAGUCAUCAGUCCUCAGUCAUAAACUGCAAAUGAAGACUGAGACGUGGCUCGAGUUGGAGGUAUGCAAAGCGUGUGUGUGUGUGUGUGUCAUAUUGCAAUGUUAGAAGUAGAGACGGUAACAACCAGACGCUAGAGUUGCAGUGAGCAGCCAAAUGUGUAGGCAAUGGACAACAGGUGGAGUCAGCAUGAAGUAUAGAUGUCUUUCACUUUACAGGCAGAGGAGACUGAUUGUUUCUGUCAGAAGUGGAGGUUGAAGUCAGUUGCUCAUUGUGCUGUAAGAGUUUGCAAGGAGAAGGGUUGGCUAUUAAGGUUGAAAGUGGCUGAAGUUAGAGACACAGGCCACCAGAAUUUGUCAGAGACUUGAGCUGAAGGCAUGGACUGCAGGUAGAUGCAGCUGCAGGUUGUUAGUUGAGGCUUCAGCUGGAGAUAUGGGAGGUAGAUGUCUUACAAAUUAAAUGAAGGAGGUAGCGACGGGUGUUUUCUAACAAACUGCAGGUGGAGACAAAACCUAAGGGUUCAAGGCAGAAGUAGCAGAUAAUUAGUAGUCAGCAGGUAUGUUUGCUGUUAGAGGCUGCAGUUAGGGGUGCUUGGUAGAGACUGUAGUUGAAGGGAUGACUUAUUGCUGUCAGCCACUGGUUUCUGUAGAUGGCAUGGAUAUUAGUUUACUCAUUGUGAUGGUGGAGGAAGAGGCUUCUUGUGUGGUCAGCAGAAAAUGCAUAAUGUUACAGAGGCCAAGGUGGUGUGCAGCAACAGAGGCGGCUGCAGUUGGAGUGGUCACCAUUGGUUUUCCACAAAGGUUGGAAAGGUUUCUCACAAGGAUAGUGUAGGGUGAUACCUAAAUUGUGUUGGCAGAGUUAGAAUGUCGAGCUCAGUCUGCUGUAAGUAGCUGCAGGUAGAGGUAGUGCCUGCUGGUGUUCAGCAGACAUUGGAGCUAAAAGCAUAGACUGCAUUUGCCAGUCUUGUGUUGCUGGUUGAGGUAAAUGCAUGCCAAUGGUAGAAGUUCGAGCUGAAGUUUUUAGAAUCAGUUUUUUUGCAUGAUACUGAUGAAUGUUGAGGCCAGUGUUUACCUGGAGAGGCUGAUGUUGGAGACAGUAACUGGGGUUGUUGGCAAAGGUUUCAGACAGAAUCAGUGCAUCAAACUGCUUGUAGAGGCAGCAGUUGGCAUUCAGUCAAGGUACAAUUUAUAGGCACAGAUUAAUAGUUUUAUUAUGCAGGUGGAGGCAACAGUAGCUUUUAGGCAGAGAUAUAUGUAGAACACACUGGAAGUCUGUCUUUUAUAUUGCACAGGUGGAGCCACUGACUAAUGUUGAAAGUUGCUGGCAUCAACUGAAAUGCCUUCAAUUUAAUUUUUCCUGCACUCAGAAGGGGAGUUUGAUUUGUCUGUACAGAAAACCAAGUUUCUGCCCAAGUUUACUACUAAGGGCUCUAUUUUCAUGUCCGCCGGUGAGGUGAUAGAGGGUGGCGGACCCCGCACAGCCAGUUUGGUAUUUUCGUGGACUGAGACGCACCGAGGUCCGCCAAGCUUGGUGGCGUGGCAGAGGGAGGUAUCAACAGAAUCAGCGGGCGCAGUGACAUUUUCGUGCUCGCUGGUGGCGUGUAAAGUGCACUGAAAGCUCGCCGAUUCAAACCUGGUCAGCAUUCAGCGCAGGUGGAGCACAGCUAGUCUAGUGGUAUUUUGGUAGACCGGCAGCGCAUCAGCAUACUUUACCGAUGCCUCACCGGCAGGUUUCCACAGUGUCAAACACAUUACAGUGCAAUAAAUAAUCAUCAACAACUAAUAAUCUGAGUCAGCACAUACAUUUAGAUCUAUAUAGAUAUAUUCUGAUCUAUAUCUGAUCUGGUGAGCACAUUUGGCACGCGUUUGGACACUCAACCUGACUGAAUCAACACAGCUGAAACCGCAUUAAAUUAAAUUAAAUAUCUAGUAAAUAGACACACAUGAUGAAGUUAACAAGAUUUGUAAUUUGUCUCCCUCCUUUUCUUUCUUCCUUUUCCUCUUAUUUCUUGCGCAGCUUGACCUGGACAUGUCUCCUUGUCCUCUCCCCGUCCUGCUGCAGCUGCUGCGGCGGCAGCUGAACAGAUGAUUUGUUUUAGUGAUCAGAUGAGUAAUCUACUUUAAGCCUACAUACGAAUAUUAUAAUAUUAAGCGGCAGACCUCACUUACGCCGCGCAUGCGCCGCGUGCUAGGCGAGGCACGAAAAUAUGUCCUAAGCAUAGACUGUAUAUACUAUUGACAACUUGGUUCCGCCUACCGCCUGUAUACGGAUUUGAAGCCAAAAAGCUCACGAUAUUUCCCAGAUUUUUCCCUCAUUUCCUGAAACCAUGUGCGAUGCGCGCAUUCGGCCGCACAGUCGCCGAGAGUUUCUGUGAUGACGCUCGGCACAAACAGCGUAUCCCCCGGAUGAGCUACGCAAUCCCUGAACGUCCAUAGGCUGUAUGAAGUGUCAAUCAUAGAAAACAUGAACCUCCUAAUAACUUUUAAAAAUGGAGCUGUACAGAAAAAAGAGGACUUGAGCACAGACCAGUAUGUCAACAUCACAACCAGGGGGGAGAAAAAUGUAUGUUCUGUGUAAUAAAUUUCUGAUGUUUGUCCACAGCCCCAUAAGCUUUGCUGGCGGAGGUGGGGUUUAUGACCUAUACUGCAGCCCAUCAACAGAGGGUGCUGUUUUCGGAGUGGCUUCACCCAGCAAGGAGGCAGACUCUGUCCAUUCUAUAUUCAGUCUAUGGCCCUAAGAGUCUAAAUAUGGUGCUUAAAUGAGAACGAUUCAUUCAGGCAAAUAUCAAGAUAUUUAUUUUCUUAAACCCUUUCAAUACUGUUAUCACUGAGUGUGGAUAUUUGAAGGCUGUUAAAGUCUACAUCUCUAGCUCUGAAGAAGAUGAUAAAAAAAAAAUCAAUUUGCUUAUGUUUAGAACGAUCUUAAGAGUACUAAAAGCAUUUUGGAGAUGAUUUUACUAUUAAAUGUACUGCAGCAUGUCAUCUACCAGAGCAUGGUACAGCUGUUUGUACUCUUUCACUUAGUGGUGGUGGAUUAUCGGUGGACUUUCACUAAGCAGUUGACCUGUAGAGGGCUGGGAAAUGGGCAGCAUGGAGGAGAUUGGCUGCAGCUCAGCCAGUGGAAUAGUGGACUGAGGCCUCUGGACCAAAGGAAGAAUGUCAGCAACAUGAGAGCUGAGGACCAACAUAUGGGGUCAGCUAUGCACUGGACUUUAGAGGACGGACAGCAGAAGUCCACUUUUCUCUUUUUGGACAGUCUAUUAGCAGGGGCUGAGUGAUGGAAGUCUAUGAAGUCUAAAAUAACUUGAGAUCACUUUUUUAUACCAUCUCCUCUCCUCUUCUUUCCUCUCCAUGGUCUUUCUGUCCUUUCCUGUCCUACAAAGAGGAAGAAAGGAAAGCAGAAUUAAAAAAAAAAUAAUAAUAAUAUCUUUUUGCUCUCUGUGUCUUAUAUUCUUGUUCUGGUUGUCACUUUCAUUAUUCACGUUGUCUUAAAAAUACCUAACCCUUAAAAGAUUUAUCAUUUAAACGCUUCACUAAUCACAACUACACCAAAAUUUAACUAAUUAAAUAUCAUCUGAGAUACUUCCCCUUCCUCUCCUCUCCUCUCUAUUAUUAUUGUUAUUAAAAAAUAAUCUCUUGAGUAUUUUUUUAUAUUAUUGAUAUAAAGGACAAAAAACAUGUAACUGCAUGUUCUUUACAUGUAACUCGUAACUUAUUUACCUUUCCGUAUGAAAGAUCACAUUCACAUCAUCCUCUGACUACAUCCUCUUUACUCUUCCUCCUCUG
Molecule: messenger RNA, 43151 nt
Organism: Xyrichtys novacula (pearly razorfish)
Lineage: Eukaryota; Metazoa; Chordata; Actinopteri; Labriformes; Labridae
Source: the annotation of a GenBank genome assembly